CUUAAAAUCGAUAUCAUCUGAAAACCCAACAUAAAAGUGGAGCGAAACUCGCUUUUUCUGUUGAUAUCUCUCACACUCGCUGUUGACUCCCAUUCCUCCCUCUCUUAACCGACUGACUGUAUGUGUGGUGUUUGGCCUCACAUUCAAUAUACAGUAUAAUAUGUGACGAAAGGCCUGAGCACUGAAACCAAUCAAUUAUUGCAAAUAUUUUUCUCCCAGUUUUUUAUAAUCGAAAUCCUUUUAGCCAUUCAUUUCGACAAAUGCUCCCAAAUUGUGUUCAUAUAGUAGUCGCUUAUUUGGAGUCAUUUUUAUGAGAGAAUAUUCUGUUGUAUACUUGGAAACAACAAACAGAAUAUUCUGUGAAGUAAUAAAUUGUGUGCCGAUAUCACUAUAUCGCGACUCCACUCACAACUCGUGUCUCUCACUCGCGAGUGUCUCCUAAGCGAUAGAUGUCUUCAUUUCACGUCCAACCCGUGUCUGAGGAACCGGUCGAUUGGGGCGAAAGUCCUCAUUGGGACGAAUCGCGACAACGGCUCUCAUAUGUGGACUGUUUCGCCAAAUGUAUCCAUCAAAUAGACCCGGAAAGCGGUAAAUGCGAUCGUUUUACUAUAAUGUCGGCCACAAACCGGUCCACACCGAUGACCACAAUGGCUAUACCGGUGACGGCCAACGACCAGUCCGAGCCCGAGUUCCUCAUCACGUUAGGCAACUCUAUCGCCAAAUACUCGCCGGCGUCGGGAGAUAUACUAAAGUUGGCGGACAUCGAGAGCGGAUCCUAUUUUAAUAACGGAAAGUGCGAUUCCGGGGGUCGGCUAUGGGUCGGCUCGUUCACAGGUGAGCCGGGUAAUCCAGUAACUAUGGUUAGGGGAGCGGGUAAUCUGUACGAAUUCAGCGCCGGUAAUCUCGUGACAAAGUUUAGCGGAUUAUCAAUUCCUAAUGGCAUUACGUGGUCGUCCGAUAACCGCAAGGUCUUCGCCGUCGAUACUAUGGAGAGAAUUAUUAAUUGUUUCGAUUUCGACACGGAAUCGGGGAAUAUAGGCAAUAAAAAGGUAUUCUUCAGUUCAAACAGCGAUUUCAGUUUCAAAGGCACGGAAAUCCCUUAUGGCAUCACCACCGAUGUCAGGGGCAACCUAUGGCUAGUGGUCUACUAUGGCGGCAAGAUUUUGAAUAUCGAUUGCAACACAGGCAAAGUGAUUAACAAAAUCGAUUUGAACGCUAAUAUGGUUACGUCGGCCUGUUUUGGGGGCAUCGAAAUGAACGAACUCUUUGUCACCUCAUCCUUCCGCGGCCUCCCCUCCCAACAGGUCAGCGCACAACAGGCCGGACACACGUUCAAAGUGACCUGUUUUAGGGACAACUCAUUCAAGGGCUGCGCCUCCAACGCCUUCACCCACUUCUGAGACCCUCUCACACGGAAUCCCUAACAGAAUAUCCACAGAAUCGCUGCCUCUAUCUCUCGCCAGAAAUUAAUUCAUAUUUUAAUUUAUUUUUUCCUCUCAUUUUUAUUCUGUGCAUAACUUAAGUCUCAAAAUGAGUUUUGACACGAAAUGCAUCACAAGAAUUGGUGAUUAAUUUGUAUAUCAAUUCUUUCCAAUAAUUAGCGCAUAAUUUAUAUGGAAGUAUGGGUGCGAUGCAAGUGCCAGGAGUUGAUUUUCUAGCUCUUUCUCUCUAUCCAUUAGGGAUGUGAUGUACGGCCAACAAACAUACCAGUGCUCUGACCAACUAAUAAUAGUAAUGUAGUAUCAGGUCUUAGGUGUUAGUGUUUAGUAUUUUUGUAGAGGCUUUCUGUUUGCAACGAUUGAUGACAAUUUGUCGACAACUUUGUAGCGCAAUAAAACAUAAGACAUGUUUAUAGUAUAGGCGAAAAAAGUGACUUAAUUUUAGUCCAUUUAUUAGCGGUAAAGCAAAUAUUGAUCUAAAACUUAGAAGUCGUGUCCAUUACCUGACAGUUCAAUCUCUGUCUCAAAGUUUUAUUAUUACUUUUUACAGCAAAUUCCGGCCCUUUUUAUUGAUAAGAAUGAAACACUAAAACACAUGAUUUGUGAACCAAAAAAACUCGCGACUUCUCUCCUGAGAGGACGCGACAGUAAUUAGUUUACUAUUCCAUUAAAUUUUGAUUAUCAGACCCACUCUCAGCACCGCAAGUAUCACUACCGGUGCGGUCGAUAAUAGCACACUAUUUUCUAGGUAUCGAUAGUUUGUGUCAUAUAAUAUUCAUUAGGAGUUUUCAAAAUAUUGGGUAUUAUCUAAGGAGUGGAUCUCUCUCUCUCUCUCUCUCUCAUGAUUGCAAACAAAGUAGACAAACAAAAGCCAAGUUUUCCGUCAAAAACAAAUAUACAGUUAUAGUCAACACUAAAAACCCUUUGCAUUUGUUUUGGGAACAAUUCAAACAAACGUUUUUUCCUAUCAAACGAAAUUUCAUAUCAUAUGGAUAUACGAAAUGCAAUUAUUUUGUGCUAAUAAUUCAUUACAUGAGUGCAAAACAUAGUAAUUAUUGAAAAUGUUAUUAAUUUUAGGGUAAAAAACGAUAGAAACUAAAAACAUAAUAAAUUUAUGAAUUCAAUGUUCGAGGCG
Oppiella nova is the source of this 2574-nucleotide messenger RNA. Lineage: Eukaryota; Metazoa; Arthropoda; Arachnida; Sarcoptiformes; Oppiidae. The record is from the annotation of a GenBank genome assembly.